GUGAUGGGCGUACCGCGAGUCGCUAGCACCGCGCCAGCCGAGCUCGAGCUCGGGCGAGCGAGCAACCACCUGUUCAUCGUCGACGACUCGAGAGAGGCGCGCGCGAGGGAAGCAGUGUGGCCUCCAGCAGGGCUGGAAGCCACGACCAGUGUUCAAGGCAGUUCAGUGGACUACGCAGCAGCGUUGAUGCUGGCAGCAAUGGCUGCCGUGCUGCUGGCUGCUGUGGGCUACCAGUGUGCUGCUACAUGGCGUUGGAUAAUGGGCAGGACACGGCGUGAGUCAGAAGACAGCAAUUGCGACUCCCUCUCUCGCCAAGCUGCAAUACGCAUCAGUCACUCUCUACCCGACCUGCAAACUGAGCCUUUGAAGCAGGAGUAUGUGCAGGAACAUAAGGACGCUGGCAAAAAGGUUCUCCGUCAAACGACGCUACCAAUUGUACCUGACCGUCACCAGACCUUCCAGCGUCAGCUGUCGCACCGCUUGGACCUGCCGUCCAUACAGUUCAGCAUCUGCAGCCUGGAACGAGCUGAUUCUUCCAUUGGACUUAUCAAGCCGGAACUCUACAAGAACGAACUGGUCCGUCAAUCGUCUACCGAUAGCGGCGAUUUGGAGUUCUGUGGAAAGCUGCACUUUGCCUUGAAGUACGACCAAGAAGUAGAAGCUCUUGUUGUAAAGAUAUUCGAAGCCCGCGACUUGCCCAUAAAGGAUGUAUCAGGCAGCAGUGAUCCCUACAUCAAGGUGUUCCUUCUACCAGACCGCAAGAAGAAGUUCCAGACCAAAGUGCAUCGCAAGAAUCUCAACCCUGUAUUCAAUGAAACCUUCCUGUUCAGCGUCCCAUACGAAGAGCUUCGGCAGCGCUACCUGCAGUUCUCGGUAUACGAUUUCGACCGCUUCAGCCGACACGACCUCAUAGGCCACGUGGUGUUGAAGGGCCUGCUGGAAUCCGCUGACCUUCAGCAGGAGAUCGAGUACACCAUGAACAUCCUUGCGCCGCCCCAGGAGAAGAAAGACCUUGGAGAGCUGAUGCUGUCGCUCUGCUAUUUGCCCACAGCUGGGCGACUUACUGUGACAGUCAUCAAAGGGAGGAAUCUCAAAGCGAUGGAUAUUAAUGGAUCCUCAGAUCCCUACGUGAAAAUCUGCCUCAUCUGCCAAGGCAAACGAAUAAAGAAGAAAAAGACGACGGUCAAGAAGAACACACUGAGCCCGGUGUAUAACGAAGCUCUGGUCUUCGACUUGCCAGCGGAAAACGUGUAUGACGUCACGCUACUAGUCAAAGUCAUCGAUUACGAUCUGAUUGGUCCAAACGAGCUGAUCGGCUGCACAGCAAUAGGUUCCACACUGAUCGGCAUCGGUCGCGACCACUGGCUUGAGAUGCUGGAUAACGCAAGAAAACCCGUGGCACAGUGGUAUCCUCUCAACAAGAGCCCGCCCACCAACGUCAACCUUACCAGCAAGACAAAUGAUCAACAGAGCAACGGGUUGAACUGCUUGAAUUCAAGAUGAAGGGACUAACUUCAAAGGCUAAGAUGAUUAAACAUCUACAAAAUGGCGGUUAAGUUUAGGAGAUUCUACUGGAUUUUCUCAAGAUGCCAAAGAUUUAACAGUAGGUAAAUGUGAUUAGGGGUUAUUGGUUGUAUGUCCAUUUACUGUAGAGGAGAUAUUAUUAUAAUGAAUAUUAAGUGAUAUCAAAGCGUAGCGGAUAUUUAUAAACAUGAGACAUAAUCUAUCUGUUAAAGUAGUGAAAUGGAUUUAUCCCUCAUAUUUCUAUUGUGUGCCCUCUUUUUUGAACUCGCCUGCAAAAUAUGAAGUAUUUAAUUGAUAACUAGUUUAAAAAAAUGUUUAAAAAACACGAAAAAUCUAUGUCUAUUGCGAGUAAACUUCAAACAAGAAGGCAAUUGAAUUAAUAUAAUCAAGUCCUUAGAUUCUGAUUGUUCACUUUAACAUAACUUGAAACAUGUAUACCCGAAUAAUUUAAAGUAGAAUUAGUGACUGUAUUUAAAGAAGGUUUACUUAGUAGAUAAAAAAAAACAUCGCCAUUUUUUCUAAAACCCUUUAGUCCUAUCCACUUGUUAUUAUAAUAAAAAUAUACUCUUUGGUUUUACAACACGACCCUUUUGAAUCGUAUACACGUUAUGAUAUUAUAUCAAUAUAAUAAUAUAUAUUUAUUUUUAUAUGAAAAACGCACAUUUCAAAUUCAAGACUUGAUCGUAUCAUGUACAUAAUAAUUGUAAGCUAUCAUUAUAUUAAAUGAAUGUUGUAAUAUUGUUGUCAUUUACAAGAAUAGAAACUUUAAAAUAAAUAACAUUAUACCGAACUUGCAAUUUAUAUAAUAUCAUAUCAAUUAUGUCGUCGACAUUGAAAUAUAUAAAUGAAUUUAUUCUAAAAUUUAAAAAGAGAUUUUACAAAACUUAUCAAUAAUAUACAAAUAUGUAUAGCAAGGUGUGUAACUUUUGUUAAAAAUGUCGAAUGUUACAAACAUUCUUUUAGUGUCUGACAAUAAGUAGUUGGAUUUUGCACAAGAAUAAAAUAUUAAAGAUUACUAUUUCACCUAACACUCAAAAAUAUGUCGUUUAUAUAGUUCACUAUAUCUAUUUAAGGAGAAAUUGAAGCUUUAAAUCGUGUUAAAGUAAAUAUGAUAUUUAAAUAAAAUAUAUAUUGAUCAAUACUCAAUAUGUAAUUAUGUUAAGUAUGGAUAAAUCAUACCUAUUUAUAGAGUGUCUGCUUAUCGUAGAAGAUAUUUAAAAAAAUAAGAUUCGUCUUUCUAAUCUAUACACGAAAACAGGUUCUAUCUUAAAUUGAAAUAAGAAUUUAUGUAAGGAUCUGAAUGGAUUAUAUAGUAAUAAAUUGCACGAAGCAUAUUUAUUUGUUUAAAAAAAUUAGAUUUUUAUGUAAGUACAUCUUAUUCAACUAUAAACUGGAAAAGUGGUGGUCUUCACUUAUAUAAUAAUUAGUAAGUGCAGUAACUUAGAUUUAAAUAAAUAAUUAAUUAAUCUGAUCGAACUAACAAUGACAAUCAUUUUGCCUUUCAGGAAUAUUAUUGUUUCAAAAUUAAAAAUCAAUAUUAUAUGUUCUGCUGAUUAAAUUAUUAAAUUAAUGAGUGUAGUGAUAUUAAGCAUUAUUUUUAAUUUACGUAUGAAGAAAACAAAGUAUAUAAUUUAUUUGUAAUUAAAAUUAACUUCUCCACGCCCAAACUGAGGCAAAACAUAAGUGUAUGGGUGUACCAUAAGAGUUUAAGCAUAUUAACAAAAAAAAAUUUAAUUUUAUCUUUGACGCCAUUUUGCUUGCUGAAUUUCACAUAUCAAUUUUUCAAAAUUGUUCUUAGUUAGGCAAUUUUAUAACUUCUUGCAUCAGCGUGCUGAUUAUUAAGUAAUAGAGGAUAACUGCGACUUCGCCCGCGUGGAUUUCGGUUUUAAAAUCCCGUAGGAACUCUUUGAUUUUCCGUGAUAAAAGUAAGUAGCCUAUGUCCUUC
Maniola jurtina (meadow brown) is the source of this 3469-nucleotide messenger RNA. Its product is annotated as synaptotagmin-10-like. Bases 4 to 1503 code for a protein of 499 amino acids. Gene Ontology annotation, molecular function: clathrin binding; SNARE binding; calcium-dependent phospholipid binding. The record is from RefSeq and is a predicted model, not a curated record. NCBI's taxonomy places the organism in Eukaryota, Metazoa, Arthropoda, Insecta, Lepidoptera, Nymphalidae. The transcript is spliced from 11 exons. Gene Ontology annotation, biological process: regulation of calcium ion-dependent exocytosis; calcium-ion regulated exocytosis; cellular response to calcium ion. Gene Ontology annotation, cellular component: membrane.